This is a messenger RNA of Pararge aegeria (speckled wood butterfly), 3120 nucleotides long. It is a transcript of the gene Ntan1, whose product is annotated as protein N-terminal asparagine amidohydrolase. Gene Ontology annotation, cellular component: nucleus. Bases 438 to 1379 code for a protein of 313 amino acids. The transcript has 10 exons. NCBI's taxonomy places the organism in Eukaryota, Metazoa, Arthropoda, Insecta, Lepidoptera, Nymphalidae. Gene Ontology annotation, molecular function: protein-N-terminal asparagine amidohydrolase activity. Gene Ontology annotation, biological process: ubiquitin-dependent protein catabolic process. The record is from RefSeq and is a predicted model, not a curated record.
CAAAACGGCACAAAAUAAUAAAUAGAAUUUAGUUUUUUACUUUAUUCUUCUGGUAGAAUAAAAUAUGUGACCUGUUAUUCUCCUUUUACUCAUAUCUGGUGCUUUCAGGAGUGAUUGUGUUCUGAAGUUGUAUUGUUUUAUUAUUGCUUCUAUUAUUAGGAUUAAUAUUAUUUCUUAUUUUAUUAUUAAUUCACUCGUAAAUUUUAAUAUUAAAUAACUUAUUAAAUUUGUAGACUGGAUCGUGUAUUUUGUGUUAUUUGAACCUGUCAGUAAAGCGGAGUAUAUUUGGUUUGGAGUUGACCCAUCACACGAUGUUAUUACAUAUUAUUUAUCAUCAAAUUGCCCAGACGCGAAUGUAUAAGUACUACAUAUUAUAAAUGUUGAUCACCAUACUGAAUGAUCGUCGCUUCAACGGUUCCACCUUAUAAACUUUCAGCAUGGUGGUCGUGCUGAACGGUGUUCUCGUGGACGAGUGCCCAACGUCCGUGAGAGCCCUCCUGGCGGCCCAUCCCGGCUACAGAGACGCGGCCGCACAGUUACUGGCAGCAGCAGCAAGAGUGGUCGGCCCCGCUGGUCUUCUGUACGUCGCGCAGAGAGAACUAGCCGCAGUAGUGCCGCAUGACAAAAACGUCAGUAUCAUAGGGUCGGAUGACGCCACAUCAUGUAUUAUAGUCGUUGUCAGACAUUCAGGCUCAGGUGCAGUGUCACUAGCACAUCUAGAUGGGUCCGGCACCGGAGAGGCGGCCGCCGCCAUGGUUGCACGGGUGCAACAGUUAGCAGUGGGCUACCCUGAAGGUCGACUCGAACUGCAACUGGUCGGUGGGUUCACAGACCCUCACCGGUACUCUGAUGACCUCUUCGCUAAUAUUAUGUUAUCAUUCCACCGUUUGACAGAAGAGAUAGACUUAACUCUCGCAUGCUGUUGCGAGUUGAACACUGCACUGGGCGGGGGGUCUCCCGCACCCCUUGUGACUGGCCUUGGUGUGGACAUCCGAGCUGGGGAUCUCUUCCCGGCGACGUUCCCUGACAAGGGGCCUGAACUACCCCUGCGUGGAGCGAGGAAUAUCACUGGUGGACCGAACUCUGGACAAGUUUUAGAUAUUUACGACACCGCCGUUGGAAUGCUACGCAUCGGGCCAUUCACUUACGAGCCGUUGAGAGGAGUUGACCUCUGGCUGGACCAGUCCGAUGACUUCAUCCUUCAGCACCUCAGUACUACGCCGGCUGUUGAAGCGCCGCAUUUCGUGCAUCAUAUUCGCGUUACCCUAAAGUUCAUCCAACAGCACCCGUUCCCGGCGGUGACAGUGUUCCCGGACAACCGACCGCAUUACUAUCGUCGCGACGAACAAACCGGUUGCUGGGUGCCCGUACGAUUCUAGACAAAGAAAAACAUUUUUAAUGUGUCUACAACUUGUAUAUUAAUGAGACUUUACAAGUUAAUUUUUCCUGGGACUGUGACAAAAGUAAUCAAAAAAAAAAUUAACAUUAUGGUUAAUUAUGCAAUGACUUCUCACUACUUAUCUGUCAUCGGUAAUUUGACAUUCGAAAAAAGACAAAACACUGCGUAACUUUGGAACCACUUGACUACGUUUAAAAGAAGGGGGUAAAAUUUGAUUGCUACUUUACCUUGCAUUAUACUAUACCUUUAAGUUGAAGAAGUUCAUACUAAUAUUCAAAUUAUCUUCUUUUUAUGGUCACGUUACUUGCAGCACGACCAUUAGGGAUUACGUGAUAGUUACGCGAUAGCUGUCUACUUUAUCUCAAUGGUAGAUAUAACUAUCGAGAUAAGACGAGAAUAAUCGUAGACAUUAUAAUUAUUAUAUCUUGGUGCGCAUCUCAGCACUACAAGGCCUCCAUUUAAUGAGACAUAACGCAAAAUUUUCAUAUAGAAAUUUUCAAUCGACAAAUUAGGAGUUCCCUCUUUUGAAUCCGAUAGGUCGAAGAGGUCGCUGCGGAUUGUUUAGUGAACACCAGUGGGCUACUGACAAGAUAUUUGUCAAGAAAACUUAAUUUUCGACCAGUCUUUAUUUAACGUUUUAAAUUUAAUAACAUAUUUAUGUUGUAAUGUCGUAAAGUCCUAUCUCACGAAAACAGCUCAGAAUCGGUUGCGGUAUGCACCGGUAUUGUUUACUUAGUUCAUUUGAUGUUAAAAUAAUGGCAGCACACAUUUGUUUGAAAUAGAAUAACUUUAAUAUCCGUUAUAUUUAAGGAAAAAAAUAUUCUAUGCACUUAUUUGUUAUUUUAUCAUUGAGUAUGAAAUGAAAAUGUUUCUUUGUUAACGUUAGAUUUGCGUUGCAAUCUUUUCAAUCAACUAUUACGUCAAUAAAUAGAAAAACUGUUCCUGACAUUUUCCAAUUAAAAAUGUAUCAUCAUUCCACUCUUAUUUACCCUAGAAAUUUAUGGACUAGCAAUUUUUUCUAGGGUAAAUUUUCAUUAGAAUUUAUAAUCUGUAAAUAUUAAUUAGGAUUUAAUUACUAUUUCGUUUAAGAUAAUUGUAUAUUUUGACAUAUCGAUUCUUAUGUAUUUAGUUGUAUUAAUUAUUGUCAUUGAAUUUGUUGUAUAUACUAAUUUUUGUUGUUAUAUUUUUUUCAGAAUUUCGUAAUUUAAUGUAACCAUGAUUAUAAACGUAGAUAUAAGAUUCUAAGAACGAAAAAUUAUCAUAUAAUUGACCAACAGAUAAAUUAUUGCCACCUCUUAGAACAUUUUAUCAUUACGCAUUACAGCAUAAUCUUGUAAGGAUCGCUUUAUGAAAAUACCUAACAACAGGCGAGAAAUCGCAUGUUAUCCCUAUAGAUAUCGAUAAAUUGAUGUCUGGGCGCGCCGAGGAAUCUUAUUGGGCAGACAUUCGCUUAUGUUGCAUACAUUAAGUUCAAAUCCCAUGACGUCAGCCCAUUCCUAAAAUUUGUAAUAAAUGGCACAUUUGCCAAGAAAUUGCUUAUAAUUUUGUAGGGUUCCUUUGUAUAAGAAAAUGGACAGUAUAAUUUUUAGUUAAUUUUGGGAAUUUAGAUGAAAAAAUUGUAAAUAUCAUAGUAAUUGAUUAAACAUUUAGAAUUAGAUAGUGGCGUUAUUAGUUACUUUUUUUAUGUAAUAUACUGAAUAUUAUAUUGAAAGUUUAAUACU